AUGUCGAGUUUCUUCCAGUUCACCCAAGGCACAGAGUCGCGCACGCGCCCAACCGACACGUCGCCUCUGCUCGGCCGCUACCGUGCCGUCCCUCCUCGCCCGGGCUUGGGCCUGGGGCUCGACAAGCAUCGCCGUCACAGUCAGCUGGGCUUGCUGGCCGACCAACUCGGGCCCGGCCGCGGAAGCGUACACGUCGGAUACGGCGCGCUGCUGGCCGCCGAGCUCGAGGCCGAGGCGAACGAUGAGGACGACGACGGAGCCGGCGGCGACGGCGGCGAAGCCUUCGAGGGGAGAUCGCUCUGCCGCCGGCUGUGGCGGCGGUGGGCGCUGGACCUCUGGGUCCACCCGAAGCAGACGGCCGUCAAGAGGGUAGUUGACCGGUGGUGGAGUCGAUACGGCCUCUUGGUUUUCUUGCCUGCGAUCCUGGCUGUCGCUUGGUGUGCCGUUCCUUUCCCGCAGUAUGUGCUGCCGGACGAUGACGAUCUGGACGAUCACAAGACGCCCGGCCACGGAGCGGCCCGGGUUCAGGUCAACUUUUGGUUCUUCCUCUUCGUCUACUACGGCUUCUACAACCUGACGGCUCUGGUUUGGAUCACAAAGGUCUUCAACCUCUACAGCUUGAACUGGUGGCCGCCGUCCCUGGGAUUCCCCCUCACCGUCUCUCUCAUUGCCGUCGUGUCCCUCGCCGUGCCGAUCCCCGUCUACUUUACCGCCGACACGCGCGAGCUCACGGUCCACAACACGGCGUGGAUCUCGUGGACCUUCAUCAUCAUGGCCUUGCCCGUCGCCAUCGCCUUCGUCAUCCUCAUGACCAACAAGCGACACGUGGGCUUGCGCCACUCGCUGUCCGAGACGCAGCGCAUCUUCACGACCUCGUGGUGGACGGGCGAGUCGGACGCUCUCCCGAGCCGAGACCGUCGGCGACGGCAAGCCUCCUUCGGCGGCCCGGAGUCCCGGCUGCUGCUGCUGCACGCCGACGCGGCCGGUCGGCGAUCGCAGGGCGUAUCCCUGCAGCGCACCUGGCUUCCCGCGAGCUUCGUCCGCUUCCUGUGGUUUUGCGUUGCCCUCUUCGUCGGCCUCAUGGCCUACGUCAUCGGGGAGGCCUACGCCGAGAUAUACCUGCGCACGCUGCCGCACAACAACCUGGAAACGGUGGUGUACGUGUACGGGUGGGUCGUGACGGUCCAUCUGCUCGAUGCCCUGACGGGCUGGGUCCUGGGCAUCCGCGAGGGCGAGCGAGUCGGGAGCUACCCGCUGAGCUGGGUCUUCAAGCUCUACUUCAUGUUGACCUACCAGACGUACGUCCGUGCUCUGUACGCCCGCCUUCGGUCGCCCUCCCAGUUCGUCAUCCUUCAGGUCCUGUCGUCGACGAGCCUCGUGAUACUCACGCCCCUCAUGAUGACGCGCCUCUUCCACAAGGUAAUCACCAUCCUGGGCCUGAACACGCAAAGCUACGAGUCGUACCAGAAGCUGCAGACGCGGAACGUCUUCAUCCGCUUCCUCGCCGAGAACGCGUCCAUGGCGACGUUCCUCGGCAGCAUACUCGUGCUGCACUACGGCGCCAACAAGGACGUGUACCCCUACUUUGCCUUUGACGAUGCCGGGGAGCCGUACGACUUCCGGCUGACGCUCGGCGCCUCGUCGGUGACGUGGGCGUGCGAGCUGGUGGCCAGCCUCGCCGUCCGGGGGCUCAUCCGGUACUGCUUUGCCGUCGACGUCGGGCUCGAGGGCAAGCUCGACAUGGCCGUGUGGCCGGAGCUUCUGCCGACGUGCGUGACGGUGAUGCUCCAUGUGCUGCAGAACAUGCUCUUUUCCAUCAUUCGGCUUCAGUUUCACGAGUGA
Molecule: messenger RNA, 1842 nt
Organism: Drechmeria coniospora
Lineage: Eukaryota; Fungi; Ascomycota; Sordariomycetes; Hypocreales; Ophiocordycipitaceae
Exons: 4
Coding region: 1-1842 (613 amino acids)
Source: RefSeq, a predicted model, not a curated record